AUGUCAAUGCCGACCUCAAGGAAUAGUCUUGAACCACCACGGAAAAGCAUUGAAUUAGUCGAUCCUGGGGCACAUGAGCUAUCGUCUGAAGGCGAAGAAGAGUACUUCUCGGACGCCUCAGAAGGCCGAAGACCAACAAGACCCGUCACUCCUGUCUCUCCUAUACCGAAAACCCGUAUAGAGAAGAUCGACGAUGAACCCAGUCACGGCGAGGUUCCCGGCACCCCAGCUUACGACAAACGAACCCAAGAUGCAGUACCGGACGAAGUAGCCUUCGUUUCGCCACAGCAAACAUCACGCCUAUCUCAAGAGCGUCCAACUACGCCUGGGGGUACACUUAUACCUCGUACUGUUGUCGAGAAGGUGGACCCAGAAUCUCCGAGUUAUGGCGAGGUUCCUGGGACGACUGCGUAUUUGCAGAGGCAAGCGGAUGCAACACCUGAUGUUAUAUUGAAGACACCUGAACCCGGAAGAGGACGACUUCACACAGAGGACGAUCUAGAGGAAGGAAGUGCUGCACCAAGUAUUCCUAUACCAGAGACCGUCGUCACACGUGUUGAUUCAGAACCUGCGCAUGGCGAGGUACCUGGGACUGAAGCACACAAGAUGCGAGCGUUGGACGCGGCGCCAGAUAUUGUGGAAAUGGAUAACGGAGCAGGGUCAUCGACGCACAGCAGUCCAUUGAGGCAAUCGAGACGCCGUUCAACGCUCACAAGUGCACUUGGUGAAAACCAUCAUGACGGGGAGAUGCACGCUGGGGAUGAUUUUGAUGAUUUUGAGGAAGGCGCACAGGUUGGGGUCGAUGAUGACUUUGGGGACUUUGAUGAUGACUUCCAAGAACCUGAGGCUGAGGCUGAAGAUGCGAUUGCAUCGCCUGUAUCUAAUCCUCAAAACGAUCGGAUACCUGCCGAGCCCUUCCCCUUGAUAGAUUUCGAAAAGCUGUCUUCGGUGCCAGAGCUACUCGCCGCGACCCAGAUGCACUUGGAGGCUAUGUUUCCAUCGUCAACAGCCGCACACCUAUCUUCUAUUCCGCCUCAAGAGCCUAUUCCCGAGUCUUCCCCAAUAUUUCCCUCCGAGCGGUCACUGUCGCUCUGGAAACAACUAAUCACUCCUCCUCCUCUUCAGCCGCCGAAUUGGACACAGUCUCGCAUUCGCCGGCUCUUCCUUGUUAGCCUCGGUGUCCCCGUUGAUCUAGACGAGAUCCUGCCGCCAUCAAAACAAAAGAAACUUGUCCUUCCAGACAUACACCUCGCACCUUCCUCUCGAAAAUCAGAGUCCGAUAAGACCUUGGGGUCUGUUGCCCGUCUAAAAGCCCGAGCAGCCAAUGACUCGACUGGGUCGGUUGACAGCACUCAAUCUGCGUCUAAGGAACGCUCCGGCCGCUCGAAACGACCGAAAGGUCCACCUCCACCUCCUGACCUAGAUUUGGUUGCCGUAAAGCGACUUUGCGCAACCACGGACGAGAAGCUGGAAGGAUUUACCGACGAGGAACUGCAGUCACAUGUCAAGGAGCUCCAGGACGUUACAGAAAAGACCUCGGAGCUGUUAGAAUACUGGCUCCGGCGGCGAGACGGACUGCGGAAAGAGAAGGAAGCUUUUGAGGGUGUCAUUGAGAACCUCGUCCGACACGCAAGGAGAGUAAGAAAAUAG
Messenger RNA from Exophiala viscosa, 1650 nucleotides. RefSeq lists its product as uncharacterized. The transcript is spliced from 4 exons. The record is from RefSeq and is a predicted model, not a curated record. NCBI's taxonomy places the organism in Eukaryota, Fungi, Ascomycota, Eurotiomycetes, Chaetothyriales, Herpotrichiellaceae. The coding region runs from base 1 to 1650 and encodes 549 amino acids.